This is a messenger RNA of Cylas formicarius (sweet potato weevil), 3527 nucleotides long. RefSeq lists its product as uncharacterized. The record is from RefSeq and is a predicted model, not a curated record. The transcript has 2 exons. Lineage: Eukaryota; Metazoa; Arthropoda; Insecta; Coleoptera; Brentidae. Gene Ontology annotation, molecular function: nucleic acid binding. Bases 2040 to 3287 code for a protein of 415 amino acids. Gene Ontology annotation, biological process: DNA integration.
AUCAAGGAAGGCGGCGGACAAUCAGCUGAUGUGCAUGACGUAAACGCACGCGAAAAGGUAAACAAAGAUCCCUCGAAGCUGAAAACAAGCGUUUCGCGAGUUUCCAAAAGGUGUUUUCGCUGCGAAGAAAAGCACUCCCCAGACUCGUGUGUUUACAAAAACGCAAAGUGCAAAUUUUGCUGGAAAAUAGGACACGUAGAACAUGCAUGUUUCUCAAAGAAAAAACAUUCAAAACAAAAACUAAAAGUGAACCAACAAUCUAGUGAAAGCAGUUUCGAAAACGUGCCACAAAACGAGAACAGUUCGGAAGACCAGGUGUACCAUUUUUCGCUUUACAGUGUGAAAUCGGACAGCAUCACUGGUAAAUAGCUGGUAGACGUCCUCCUGAAUAAGAAACCGAUAAGAAUGGAAAUCGAUUCGGCGCCGGACAUUCCAUAAUAGGCAAAUCAAACUUUCAAAAACUUUUCAGGGACAAUUCUCCAAAGGUGAAACCAUGUAAUUUCGACAAUUGGCGAGUGUUACGUGAACGUACAACGGGGACAAAAAAGUGCUACACUUCCACUUAUUGUUACUGAAGGCAACCGAGCAAGUCUGCUUGGAAGAAACUGGUUUGGAAGACUAGGUUUAACUAUUACAGGAAUAAAUCAGAUAAGCGAUUCGAACCCAGACUUUGUCAAGGAAUACCCGGAAGUAUUCGAGUCAACUCUAGGGAAAUUCAAAGGGCCUCCCGUAAGUUUUUCCUUAGAUCCGAACAUAAAUCCUAUUGUUCUCAAAGUCCGAAAGGUACCGUUCGAUUUAAAGGACAAGAUUGAUCGUGAAUUGGAUAGACUUGUCGAUCAAGGUGUGCUGGAGCCAGUGACUCAUCCAAAACGGGCCACUCCCAUUGUUGUUGUCGCCCAGGACAAUGGUGACGGAAGUACCAUAAACUAGGCGUUACGUACAGACCCCUAUCCAGUUCCGUCUGUUCAAAAUAUAUUAGCAGCUCUAGCAGGUGGUAAAAUAUUCGCAAAACUAGACAUGGCUCAAGCUUACCUGUGUAGUGUAGAUCAAGAAGCUGCAGACGCACAGACCAUUAUCAAGGACCUUUUAGGAGCAAACGCUUACAAUUUGGUGUCUCCAUGGCACCCCAAAUUUUCCGUUUCGUGGACAUGAGACUCACCGGAAUCCCAGGAGUUCUUCCAUAUUACGACGACAUUCUCAUAGUUGGACAUUCCGAAACAGAUUUGGACCGUAAAGUGCGUGAAGUACUUACCCGUUUUCGAGAAGAUGGACUUAAUCUACGCCGUGAUAAAUGCAUUUUUCACACGAAAUCUAUAGAAUUUUUAGGUUUUAGUAUUAGUGCAGAGGGAAUUCGACCGACCAAAGAGAAGGUGAAAGCAAUUGUUAACGCGCCUGCGCCAACCAACAAAAGGGAAUUGCAAGCUUUCCUCGGUUUGAUAAAUUUCUACCAUGUUUUUCUUAAAGACAAAGCAACGAUUACUAAUCCAUUGCAUAAUCUGCUACAUAAAGACGUCUCGGCAUGCAGAACAUGAAAAAGCGUUCAACUUACUAAAGAAUAUCCUAAUUUCAGAGCCCAUACUAGGACAUUAUGACGAACAUAAACAACUCUACCAUAGUCGCACAUUAUCCUCAACAGAAAGGAAUUUCUCACAGCUGGACAAAGAAGCUCUCGCCAUCAUUGUAGGAGUUAAGAAGUUCCACGAUUACCUAUAUGGACGAAAAUUCUGCAUCCGAACAGGCCAUAAACCUCUCCUAGGUAUUUUUUAGCCCGAGGAAGGGAAUCCCAGAAAUCCUUUCUCCGAGAUUGUUAAGAUGGACUCUGAUGCUCACAGCAUAUGACUACGAUCUACACCAUGUUCCAGGCUCAAGAAUUGGCAACGCCGACGCGCUUAGUCGUUUACCCCAGAAAUUAAACACUCCAGAACCACCGAAUGCACCCGCGAUGUUUUGAUGUUUGAGAACAUCCCGGAAAGAGUGGUCGAUGCUAAGCGUAUCGCCAGUGAAACAGCCAAGGCUCCAAUUCUAUCCAAAGUUUUACAAUGGAACGUUGUUACCAAAAUUGUUUGCUUUGGGGAACCAGGGUCAUAACACCUCCAGGAGGGAGGAAAAGUGUGAUCGAUCUUCUUCAUUCUGGACACCCAGGCAUGGUAAAAAUGAAGGCUCUUGCUCGCUCAUACGUUUGGUGGCCAAACCUUGACCGUGACAUUGAAAAUAAAAUUAAAACUUGCUCCGAGUGCCAGGAAGCACGAAAUAUGCCUAGAAAAGCUCCGGUACAUCCAUGGGAAUGGUCUCGUGCACCCUGGACACGACUUCACGUGGACUUUGCAGGCCCCAUGAAUGGUAAAUCAUUUUUAAUUGUAAUUGAUUCAUUCUCUAAAUGGCUGGAAGUUCGUUUGGUCACGAACACGUGCAGCAACUAUCAAAGUCAUGAGGGAAAUUUUGCAACACAUGGCAUUCCAUAUGUUAUUGUCUCCGACAAUGGUACAGCUUUUACAUCCGAAGAAUUUCAACAAUUCCUCAAAACAAACCAGAUUCGUCAAGCUUUGGUCGCUCCCUACCAUCCAAGUAGUAAUGGACAAUCAGAACGUAUGGUGCAAAAUGUAAAAAAUGCACUCAAGAGAAUGGGGAACGAGAAGGUCCAGUUAGCUUUGUCAAGAUACCUACUAACUCAGCACAUUACACCCCACAGCGUAACAGGUCGAUCUCCAGCAGAAGUCUGGAUGGGACGAAAGUUAGCGACGCUUUUAGACCGUAUGCAACUAGAUUUCACCAAAGAAAUGUCAGCCAAGCAAGAAGACAAAUACUCUUCUAAUGAAACCUCUCGAUCUUUCCAAGAGAAUGAUCCGGUGUUUGUAAGGUCUUACGCUCCCGGUCAAAGGUGGUUACCGUCAACGGUAAUAGAAUCAACGGGACCGCUCAGCUACAAGGUGAAAACUCCCGAUGGUAAAAUCACACGUAGACAUACCGAUCAAAUUCGUCCGCGUACACUCACCGAAGAGACCGUACCUGUCUCAGACAGUCAGAACUACGACGUUUCGCGAUUCGCGGAAUCCUCAGAGAUUCUUCCAAGGGUCGUUAUCCCUUCACUCCCGGCCGGCCAGAACAAGGCGCCCUCCACGAUAUUUGGAGGAUUACACAACCUAGAGGAAAAUCUAGGGGGGAGGAGUGUGGUGUAUUUGGCAACACCGCGGGCCGACCAAAAAGUUAGUCUCAGCCGGUGUGUCCAAGAGGCAACAACGUUUUCACGUGCAGUACCGUGGUCAAAUAAAGAACCUUUAUUUUUGUGAUAUUAAAGUGGAAGUAAUUAACUUUACUGUUUUCUUUCGAAAACCCAGUCCGCCCACAUAUCAAUAGAUAAAUUUAUUUUGUAAAUAUUAAAUAAUAAAAAUAAAAUUAAAAUAGCAAAGAAAACCUACCAGGGCCACAUACACAUAAUAUUUUCGAAAUAUGAACUUUUCCCAGAUGAAUAGUCAAAUAUUUCACGAUACCUUAAAACAGAAGCAUGCGGUAAUAUGCAUGAAGUUAAC